ACCAAACCCUUGCUAACUCUCCUCACCUUUUCUUUUCUAUUUCUCUCCAGUUGACUCACCACACCACUCUCUCUUCUUCAUGGAUUCCAUGGAUCGCUCCCGAGCUUUCCUUCGGGAUGUCAAGCGUCUCGUUAUCAAGGUCGGGACGGCAGUGGUGACGCGCAGUGAUGGAAGAUUAGCUUUAGGCAGAUUAGGAGCAUUGUGUGAGCAGAUCAAGGAAUUGAACUCUCAAGAAUAUGAGGUUAUUUUGGUUUCGUCUGGUGCUGUUGGUAUUGGUCGUCAAAGGCUCCGGUAUAGGAAGCUCGUUAAUAGCAGUUUUGCUGACCUUCAAAAACCACAAGUUGAUCUUGAUGGGAAGGCAUGCGCAGCUGUUGGUCAAAACAGUCUUAUGGCUCUUUAUGACACAUUGUUUAGUCAGCUGGAUGUUACAUCUGCUCAGCUUCUGGUUACUGAUAAUGAUUUUAGGGAUAAAGAUUUUAGAAGGCAACUUAGUGAUACGGUGAAAUCAUUACUCGCUCUUAAGGUUAUUCCUAUCUUCAAUGAGAAUGAUGCAGUCAGUACCAGGAAAGCUCCCUAUGAGGAUUCUUCUGGUAUAUUUUGGGACAAUGACAGUUUGGCAGCACUUUUAGCUUUGGAGCUAAAAGCUGAUCUCCUUGUUUUGUUAAGCGAUGUAGAUGGUCUAUAUAGUGGGCCACCAAGUGACCCUCACUCAAAGUUAAUCCAUACGUAUGUUAAGGAACGCCAUCAAGGUGAAAUUACCUUUGGAGACAAGUCUAGGGUGGGAAGAGGUGGUAUGACUGCUAAAGUUAAAGCUGCUACUGGUGCUGCGUACGCUGGCAUUCCUGUUGUUAUCACUAGUGGAUACACUCCUGGUAAUAUCCUUAAGGUCCUUAAAGGAGAUCGUAUUGGUACCCUUUUCCAUCAAGAUGCUCAUUUGUGGGCUCCACAAAAGGAUGAUGGUGCUCGUGAUAUGGCUGUUGCAGCUAGGGAAAGUUCGAGAAGGCUGCAGGCAAUCUCUUCUCAAGAGAGGAGAAAAAUUUUGCUGGAUAUAGCUGAUGCCCUUGAAGCAAAUGAAAAACUGAUCAGUACUGAAAAUGAGGCUGAUGUUGCUGAAGCUCAACAGAGUGGAUAUGAAAAGGCCCUAGUAUCAAGAUUGGCAAUGAAACCUGGAAAGAUAUCCAGCCUUGCCAACUCCAUCCGUACACUUGCAAACAUGGAAGAUCCAAUUGGUCAUGUAUUGAAGAGGACUGAGGUUUCAGAUGGACUAGUUCUUGAGAAAACAUCAUCUCCUCUGGGUGUUCUAUUGAUCGUGUUUGAGUCUCGUCCAGAUGCAUUGGUACAGAUAGCUUCAUUAGCAAUCCGGAGUGGAAAUGGUCUUCUCUUAAAAGGGGGAAAGGAAGCAAGGCGAUCAAAUGCAAUAUUGCAUAAGGUUAUCACGGGAGCCAUUCCAGAAAGUAUUGGUGGGACCCUAAUUGGACUUGUAACUUCAAGGGAGGAAAUACCAGAUCUACUAAAGCUGGAUGACGUUAUUGAUUUGGUGAUCCCAAGAGGCAGCAACAAACUGGUCUCUCAAAUUAAGAAUUCCACCAAAAUUCCUGUUCUUGGUCAUGCUGACGGAAUCUGCCAUGUGUAUGUUGACAAGUCUGCUGAUUUAGAAAUGGCAAAGAGAAUUGUACUGGAUGCUAAAGUAGACUAUCCAGCAGCCUGUAAUGCAAUGGAAACGCUUCUUGUUCACAAAGACUUGGUCCAGACAGGUGGGCUGAAUGAGCUUGUUGUAAAUCUCCGCAUCGAAGGUGUUACUUUGAAUGGUGGACCAAGGGCGAGCUCUCUGUUAAAUAUCCCCGAGGCACGGACAUUUCAUCACGAAUACAACUCAUUGGCUUGCACUCUUGAAAUUGUGGAUGAUGUUCUGGAUGCCAUCGAUCAUAUACAUCAGCAUGGAAGUGCACACACUGAUUGUAUUGUUACGGAAGAUCGUGAAGUUGCUGAAGUUUUCUUACGUCAAGUUGACAGUGCUGCUGUCUUCCAUAAUGCAAGCACACGAUUUAGUGAUGGGGCUCGAUUUGGUCUGGGUGCUGAGGUUGGGAUUAGCACAAGUCGGAUCCAUGCACGAGGUCCAGUUGGAGUUGAAGGAUUAUUAACAACCAGAUGGAUUCUUAGGGGAAGUGGGCAAGUGGUGGAUGGGGAUAAAGGGGUUGUUUACACACACAGGGACAUCAAGAUUGAGUCUUAAAACUCAUCACUGUUCCAGCAGCCCAAGAAUUCGUUCUGGCCAUUUAUGUAUAAAAUAAAUGUUAUUUUCUUUCUCCCUUUCGAGUUUCAGUGUGAUUGAUACUUGAAAAAACAAGAUUUAAUUAGAGUUCAGAAGCGGCUAGUUUUUUCUAUAUUAUUUGCUUAGUAGCUUAGGAACUCUUUCUUCAGGGGCUGGAAAUCCAGAGUUUAGUUGUAGUCUUCUUGUAGGUCUUCAAUCUCAAAGUAACCUACCAUUUGAAUAGAUUAGGUAUUCAUGUAGUUUGAGACUCAUUUUGUUUGUGUGCUUUCCACAAUAGGUGUUUUU
Cucumis melo (muskmelon) is the source of this 2557-nucleotide messenger RNA. Its product is annotated as delta-1-pyrroline-5-carboxylate synthase. Gene Ontology annotation, cellular component: cytoplasm. The record is from RefSeq and is marked provisional. Lineage: Eukaryota; Viridiplantae; Streptophyta; Magnoliopsida; Cucurbitales; Cucurbitaceae. Gene Ontology annotation, molecular function: glutamate-5-semialdehyde dehydrogenase (NADP+) activity; ATP binding; glutamate 5-kinase activity.